AGCGAGACAACCCCUGGCUUUCAGCCUUGCAUCCACCAAAUGCCAGCCUUACACUAAAAGAACUGCGGGAGCCAGGAAGUCUCUCUCCGCACAUUGAUAUCGCAGAUCCACCACUCCUGCAACAUACUCCCAUUGUCUGUAUAUUAACAACCACAACAAUGGCCGGUGAUACCAGAGAUACCUCCUCCUCCUCUUCUCCCUCCCAAACACCGCCACUCCCACCACCCAGUGCAACUUCCCCUCCACCGCAGAUAACAUCCUCCUCUCCAAAGACUUACGAAGUCUUCAACUCACCACAGUCGCCUUCAAAACCACUAGCCGGUCCAGUCUCUGCCAAUGCUUUACCAGAAGGUUCAGGGCAGAAUACUGCAGGUGGGCAGAAAGAAGUGCCCACGCUAGUGAGCGCCAUCAAGACAGUUCGGAUCCAGGAUUUCAAACAAGUGCAUAUGUAUCCCUGUGUGCGGGAGAGUCUGUUACUGGGAAUUGGUGGCGCAUUUGGCAUGGGAGGUGUGAGGGCACUUUGGGGUGCACCAAUCCCCAAAGCCGCCAAUUGGGCCGUCGGAACCUUCGUCUUCGCCUCCUUCGCCAACUACGAAUUUUGUCUGUAUCGCCGCCGUUUAGAGCGACACCACAUGAAACGCGCAGUUGAAAUCAUAGACCGCAAGAAAGCGGAGAAGGAAGCCGCAGCAAAGAUUAAGAGAGAGGAGAGGCGGAGGGCGAAAGAAGAAGCGGAUAGAAAGGCGGAGGAGGAGAGGAGGAGGAGAUGGUGGAAGGUUUGGUAGAGGGAAUAGGGGGGAAAGAGCUGGGGAAGAGGAGUGUACUACUUUAUGUAUCAUGAUGUGAUCUUGUAAGUUAACCGAACGCUUGCGGAUUGUGUAUCUGCUGUAUAUAAGCCAUGUGUUUGCAAGCGCCAAUGCGUCCAUCUGAGUUUGAUGCCCGCCAGACAGAUCGGCCCAUCUCCACCCUUCCUAAUCAAACAAAGAAUGGCCUGCUCUCCUGAAUGAAGCAAAACUAAAUCACCCAACGAGCCAGCUCCAUAUUACUCAAUCACUUUUCUCUUUUUCUCUAGUCAUUUCGAUAUUCAAACAGCACCGCACCGUGAGUAUCAGGCAGAUUAGAACUCCUAAGCCGCUCUCUUCAACCCAGCAGUUUCCUUCCUCGGUUUCCUCCAGCAUGCCGCCUGACCCAAAGAUGAUGAUCUGGUCUGGUCUAGUCAGCGUGAAAUCAGCCUAACGAACAGUCAAUACCACUCAACUACUCCACAGAAACCCUCGUCAACACUACAAUAACUUAUGAUUUGAGAUGCGUCAGCGUCAAAGGAGCGUGCGUACCAUACACACAUAUGAAUAAGAGCCGAACGAUUCUAGUUGUCAUAGGCCAAAGAAAAAAAAUAUAUCUCUUCCAGUCGCGCGCAUCAGCCAGCAGAAAUACAGUUGUCAAAAAAUAUCUC
This is a messenger RNA of Cadophora gregata, 1450 nucleotides long. RefSeq lists its product as uncharacterized. Gene Ontology annotation, cellular component: mitochondrial inner membrane; mitochondrion. The record is from RefSeq and is a predicted model, not a curated record. Lineage: Eukaryota; Fungi; Ascomycota; Leotiomycetes; Helotiales; Ploettnerulaceae. Gene Ontology annotation, biological process: mitochondrial respiratory chain complex IV assembly. The coding region runs from base 159 to 782 and encodes 207 amino acids. The transcript has 2 exons.